Messenger RNA from Selaginella moellendorffii, 1335 nucleotides. Its product is annotated as protein transport protein Sec61 subunit alpha. Gene Ontology annotation, cellular component: membrane; Sec61 translocon complex. The transcript has a single exon. The coding region runs from base 1 to 1335 and encodes 444 amino acids. The record is from RefSeq and is a predicted model, not a curated record. Lineage: Eukaryota; Viridiplantae; Streptophyta; Lycopodiopsida; Selaginellales; Selaginellaceae. Gene Ontology annotation, molecular function: signal sequence receptor activity; ribosome binding; transmembrane protein transporter activity. Gene Ontology annotation, biological process: SRP-dependent cotranslational protein targeting to membrane, translocation; post-translational protein targeting to membrane, translocation.
AUGGCCUUGUCCAAGAUGAAAGGAUUUGCGGAUAGAUUGUUUACAGGGGCUACCAGGCUACUCAACAUGGAGAUCGAUAGUCCCAAGCUCCCAAUUCCGCUAGAGCAGAGGCUUCUAAACACAGGUUUAUGUGUUUCUCUCCUCAUCGUCAGCAGUAGACUACCAGUGUUUGGCAUCACCAAAUCUCUCAGCGAGAAUCCUUAUCAGUUACUCACAAAUUCAAGCCACGGGACGCUCAUGGAUUUGGGAAUCGCACCGCUCAUCACCACAAACAUGGCAGUGCAAGUGAUGGCCAGUGGCAAGAUUCUAAGCUUCAAGGACACGAAAUCCAUGAAAAUGGUACAAAAGGUUGGGGGGCUGUUCUUGACGCUGGUUUUGGCAAUCAUGAACGUUGCUGGUGGGAUGUAUGGAUCGAUCGGAGUGAUAAGCUCAAUCAUGGUGGUGCUGCAACUUGUUUCCACAGUUUUGAUGAUCAUGUUUCUCGACGAGGUUUUGGAGAAAGGAUAUGGAGUCGGGACCUCAGCGAGUUCUUUGUUUGCGGCAUGCAAUGUUGCAGAGAGCUUGAUAUGGCAUUCGUUCAGUCCCGUCACCGCCAACUUUCGAGGACGAGUUGAAUUCGAAGGCGCCAUAGUGGAAGCUUUUCGAGGAUUGUUCCAUGGCGGUUUCAACAUGAGAACCAUCCGGAGUAUCUUCUUUCGAAGGCACCUCCCAAAUCUUUGGACGCUGCUGCUGACUAUCGCAGCGAUCGGCGUGAUUUUAUUUCUUCAGUCUCUCAGCGUGGUGAUCAAAGUGAUCAAUCCGAAAGGGCGGCGAAUGGAGUAUCCGAUCGAGCUUUUUUACACUGCAACAACGCCAGUGAUGCUUCUAUCCCAGUUCGCGAGUAGUCUGGGAAAGACCUACGAAUGCAUGGGUCAGAUCUUGGGCUACAACAAUUUCGUGAUGGGAGUUCUCGGUGGGAUGAUUUACAACUUUUUUCAUCCUCCAGCGAGCGUGAUCCAAGAGCCACUCCAUUUUCUCGUCUACUCCGUGUUCACGGUGGUGUCUUGCACUUUACUUUCCAAAGCGUGGAUUGAGUUGUCUGGAUCGUCUUCCAAGGAUGUAGCGAAGAGGUGGAGAGAGGAAGGGUUGACGAUCGUGGGACACAGGAGCUCCCACCUCCAAAAAGAGCUUGAUCGAUACAUUCCAGCGGCGGCAGCGCUUGGAGGAUUUGGCAUUGGUGUUGUUUCCGUGGUGGCGAGUAUGAUGGGAGUGAUUGGAUCUGGAACUGGGCUCUUUAUAGCAGCUGGCACCAUUUCUCACAUUCUAAGGACGAUUCAGAAGGAGAAGCAGAUUUAA